Molecule: messenger RNA, 523 nt
Organism: Labrus mixtus (cuckoo wrasse)
Lineage: Eukaryota; Metazoa; Chordata; Actinopteri; Labriformes; Labridae
Product: peroxisomal membrane protein 2-like
Exons: 3
Coding region: 16-261 (81 amino acids)
Cellular component (GO): cytoplasm; membrane
Source: RefSeq, a predicted model, not a curated record
UUUGUCUUGAGGCUCAUGGAUGCUAAACAGCGACUCACUGAACCCCCUCACUUUGUAAUGAACAUCCUUGAGGCUAAAGGGUGGGGAGACUUUGAAAAGAAGAUGAGAACAAGUUACUGGACGGCUUUAAAGAUGAACUGGAAAGUGUGGACCCCCUUCCAGUUCAUCAAUAUCAACUUUGUGCCUGUUCAGUUCAGAGUGCUGUUUGCCAACAUGGUCGCCUUAUUUUGGUACGCCUACCUAGUAUCUGUGAGGAAAUGAAGCAUCCUGGCUCGUGGAAAAAUAAUCUGGAGGAAUCUUCUUCUUCACAGUGCCUUUAACAUGAUGUGUUUACUGAACUACUGCGUACCUGUAAUUUAACAUGACAAUAAUUCUCACUAAAAGCAGCUCUGAUGAUUGUCUGUCAACAAACCCUAACAAAAGUGAUAAGACAUUUUAACAUGCUGCUAUAAUAUGUCAGACCCCUGACUGCUUUCAUUAUUACUGAACAAAGUAAAUCUACUUAAUAAAAAAGUUUAUAAAA